AUGUCGGCGAAAAGCUUCGCUGAGUCAAACCCAUCGUAUCGGCCCGUUCACUCACGACAGAGAGAAUCUUGGAGGAGGCCUCUCGUCCUCGCAGUCGUUCUGUUUGUGCUAUGGUUGUGGAAACUCAGUGAAUGGUUCUAUGGCCGUAAUGUAAUCCUUCACCCAGAACAAGACCCCUUCCCAGUCUUCACCGAUUGGGAUGACAUACCCACGAGCGAGAAGCUCCUCUGGGUGCGAUGCGAGCUCCCCGGCAUGUUUCCCCUUGGCCGUGGCUACAUGUGCGCCCGACUGACCGUGCCGAUGGAUUAUCAACGGCCCUUGAACCAGUCUUCCGAUAAUCCCAAGGUCCAUGUCGCCAUGGUUCUCCUCCCCGCUCUCAGCCACGGCCUAGAGACGGGGCGUUUCUCCGAGUCCCCGCUUCUCCUCAACCCCGGCGGACCCGGCGGACCAGGUACCACUUUCACGUUCCCGCCGUUUGGCCCCACUAUCCAGGCCGCCGCCGGAGGCAGCGUCGACAUCAUUGGCUUCGACCCCCGCGGCAUCGGUGCCACAACCCCGCGGGCUGACUGUUUCGUCGACACCAAGCCGGGCGAGCAACCCUCCGCCGCGGCUAACAACCUUGGGUAUAUGCACAGACUGACCUGGCUGGCGAUGGCUCACGACAUCGGUCUGCCGAAUUCCACUUCCGGCGCCUUGGACCAGCUCGCACAGCGUGCCAGGGCGUUGUCCAAGCUGUGCUCCCAGAAGGAUGUUGAGGAGGGCGGUUUCAGAUACAUGGCCACGCCGAAUGUAGCGGCAGAUAUGAAAAGCAUCAUCGCCGCACAUGAUGCCUGGCUUGAGGAGAACGGGUUCCAUACUACUCCCCUUGGUGCCGGCGUGUUGUCGCCCAGCGACGUUGCCCCUAUUUCUACAAAGGGCAAACUUGUCUACUGGGGCUUUAGCUACGGCACAUUCCUUGGACAAACCUUUGCAGCCAUGUAUCCUGAUGCGGUUGGGCGACUAAUUCUGGAUGGCGUCGUUGAUUCCAGGGAGUACGAUAUGCCCACGUGGAUCUCGGCUAUGCAAGAUGCCGACUCAGUACUCGAGAGAUUCUUCUACUACUGCCACCUUGCCAGGGACGCAUGUGCCCUUUACCGUCUGGGUGACGGUGGCCCAGAACAAAUUAAGCAACGAUAUGAACAGACAAUGGCCAAGCUACGAGCUGAUCCGCUCAUCGUCGUCUCCCGCGCGGGACACAUGCCCAUCGUGCUGAUGGAGGCCGACAUACGGAAGCUGCUCUUCACCUCGCUCUACUCUCCCACCAAGGUCUUCCCCUUGUUAGCUGUUCUUCUGAACCGUCUGCACGUGGGCGAUGACCUAUCUGACGUCGUGGUUGCGCCUGAUUUGGGCUUCACCUGCGACGCGGAUCUCAAGCUGGUUAUUUACCCGGAGGAGAGCCCCAAGGCGAUUGGCUGCAGUGACCGGAGGUACAAGCGUAACGAGACUUUGGAGCAAGUUUUCGACAAAGUGUCCAAGGUCACCUCCUUCGCCGACGUCUUCUUCCCCCUCAUGAUGAACUGCGAAGGCUGGACCAUCGAAGCCAACUUCCCCUCCCUCGACUGGGACGCCAACCUCCAAGCCCCCGACCCCGUCAACACCUCCUUUCCGCUCCUCUUCGUAGGAAACACCUACGACCCCGUCACGCCUCUCUCCCAGGCCGUCGCCAUGUCCCGGAAAUUCCUCAACGCCGGCGUCUUUGAGCUCGAGGCCGAGGGGCACUGUACCCUGGCCGCGACGUCCAUCUGCGCAAUACAGAAGAUGAGGGCGUAUCUGCACAAGGGUGUCGUGCCGCCGCCGGCUACGGUUACCGCGGAUGGAAGGAUCGCCGGGUGGGAGAAGUGUAAGGCCGACGAGCAGCCUUGGAAGCCUUUCCCGGCUGAGAUGGCGGCGGAAGAGGGGUUUAUGCACGCGGAGGACAUGCAUGUCUUACAAGGGUUGAGGGAUGUGCAUGCCGAGAUUAUCGGCCGGUUGUUACCGCCAUCGAAGUUGCGUUUGCAAUAA
Molecule: messenger RNA, 2040 nt
Organism: Colletotrichum godetiae
Lineage: Eukaryota; Fungi; Ascomycota; Sordariomycetes; Glomerellales; Glomerellaceae
Product: TAP-like protein-domain-containing protein
Exons: 5
Coding region: 1-2040 (679 amino acids)
Source: RefSeq, a predicted model, not a curated record